Messenger RNA from Monoraphidium neglectum, 1017 nucleotides. RefSeq lists its product as hypothetical. The record is from RefSeq and is a predicted model, not a curated record. Bases 1 to 1017 code for a protein of 338 amino acids. The transcript has a single exon. NCBI's taxonomy places the organism in Eukaryota, Viridiplantae, Chlorophyta, Chlorophyceae, Sphaeropleales, Selenastraceae.
AUGUGGGCGCUCAACCACGACAACGAGAUAGAGAGUGUCUCCACACGCCAGCUCACGCCGGAGCAGAUCGACGGGCUGGCUUACCUCAACAGCUCACCCAUCCGCGACAGUCUCAUCCACCUUAGGAAUGUUGCCGUGCACACUGCUGAACUGUUCAGCUGCCUCUGCAUGGUCAUAGACCUUCUCCACCUCUGCCAGACGCAGAAGCGCCGCUCAGAGAUAGCCCGCCUCGCCGCACAGCUUAGCACAAUCAGCCCAUCUGACGAUGUGGCUCGCGCCAUCGCGUGCGCUGUUUGGUUUGCGCGUCGCCUGCCCCUGACGCAUAACGAGGGUGUGCUCGAGGAGCUGCGGCAAGCAGCCUCUCGGCACUGCCCUGACCUGUUCGACCCUGCCACCAUUGACGGCAUCGAGGACAAGUACCUCCACAGGCCUUCCCUCACAACCCGCCUCGUCUUCCUGAUCACAGGCGACACCGCCAGGGCGCUCCGCCUGGGCGCCGAGGCGGUGGCCGCCGUGCGCCGGGGUCGGCAGCUGCCAGCGCGGCCCCUGCCUCCCGCACCCAGGCCGCCGGCACCGCAGCCGGCUGCUCCGGCUGCGCCGCCAAGCCAGCCGCACGCUCCCGUUGCCGCCGCUCGCGCAGAAGCGCCCGCGGUUGUGGCAGGUGUUCCCGCUGACCUCGCCCGGCGUUUGUCCGCUGUUCCUCAGCCCGCACCUCCGCCGCCGCGCGCCGUCCCACAGCAGCACGCGGUCCCGCAGCAACCUGCAUUUACCGCACCCAACCCGCACUUUGCCGUAGCCCACGCACCGCGGCCGGCCUUCGGGGUGACCCCGUUUGCCGCGCCGCCGCCGCCACCUCCACCUGUGCCCCGACCGUCGCCCAUGCUUGCGGCACAGCUCAACCAGCUUUGGUACCACGCGCACGCCAUGCGCCACGCCUUUUACACAGAGAUAGACCACAUCAUAGCCGGCAUUAGCAACAUAGCCACUCAGCACAACAUCACCCUGCACAAGCACUGA